AUGACAGACCUAGCUACGGCCAACGGCACCACAAAUGGAGCACACCAACACUCUUACGACACCUCCAAUAUCCUGGAAGCCUUACAAGUCAUCCACAAUCCCACCACCAAGAACGAGGUUAGGAGGCAAGCUUCAGAGUACCUGGAGAACCUGAAGUUGAGCGGCGAAGCGCUUCAGUAUGGGUGCGCCCUGGCAAGUGACAAAUCGCAGCCACCUCUGGUACAACAUUUCGGACUUUCGGUGCUCAGUCACAUCGUCCGGCAUGAGGUUCACCAUCUCUCAGAGCAGCAAAUGAAUCAACUUCGAGAAUGUAUUAACGAACUGGGCCGGUCGAUCCGGGACACCGAACUUGUCUUCAUCCGCAACAAGAUAGCUGAGCUAUGGAUCGAAUUGGCCAAACGCUAUUGGGCUUUGGAUAUGUUCGGCUUGGAUGAGCAGUUGGUGUACCUUUGGGAGCAGGAUCUUGUGCGCAAGGACUUUGUGCUCACGAUAUUGGAAAACUUGUCUGAGGACAUCUUUGUUCGGGAUGAUAGUGUUGCUAUCAUGCGCGGGCGAGAGUUGAACUCUGCACUUGUCGAGAUCUUCACAUCCAGCUCAAAUUUCACAGGAGGCAUCAAAAUCGGCGAUACCACGCACCACAUGCGCUUUGGGGAGGAUGGAUGGCUCAGCAGGAUCACGAAAUUCCUUGAGGAAGCGAUACAGAGCCCCAGUGUAGAGGGACAGCUGAAGGAGGUCGUCCUGAAAGCUCUCGCCACUAUACGCUCCGCCUUCACCUGGGUCAUGACACCAGCUAUUGUUCAUUCAAUGGCUUUAGCAGUGACAUGUGGAUGCCUCACCCAGGCAGAUCCCGAUCUCAUCAUGGCUGCAAUGGACAGUCUACUGUCGCUAUACGGAAGAGUCCGACUAGAAGAGCUCGAGGUGCAAGCUCUCGUGCAUCCUCUAAUCCAGCCAGACAGUAUCGCCACAUUCAGACAACUAUACAGCUGGUCUAUUGUUUCGAUAGAUGAAAUGGACAGCAGCAAAUAUGUCAUUUCGAAAAAACUCUCAGAGUUGAUGUCGUUAUUUGCAGAUCACAUGUGCCAAUACAAACCCCCAGAAACCAGCACCCUCGACCUUUUCCCCUUUUUACGCUUCUUGACCAUGGUGGCAGAACACGAAAGCUUGAUAGUCUCGAUCCCAGUCGUUCACUCCUGGGUCAAGAUGCUGGAGGUACAGAGCUGGCGAACAACUGCUGCUGUAUCUCAAUGUGUUGGCCCGCUUCUGGAGGUGGCCUCACAACGACUCAUGCAGUACGAUCAGCUCCCCGACGAUACUCGGGAGCCCGUCGUGGUGUUCGUGAAUGAGGAGAUUGAGCUCUUUCCGGAACGUCAGGGAUUCUAUAUGAACUACCGCAGACUAUGCUCGGCUGUCAUUGAAUGGAUAUGUUUCGCACAAUUGGAAGAUGCGCUUCAAGCCGUGAUGAAUCGAGUUGACGCUCUACUGAACGAGAUCGAAGCAGCGGAACAACACUUCGACAUCACGAGGUAUGAACGCGUAUCGAUGCAUCUCCUACGUGCUGAUGCCUACUUUGCCAUGGUUGAUGCUGCGUUCAAAGGGUUUGAUCGAUGGCAGGACGCACACCGAGAAGGUUCAAGCCCGGAAGAAGACCAACUGGUGCAAAGAAUGCGGGAAGAGACCAAAGCGUGGGUGCUGAACAUGAUGAAAAAUCGACACUUCAAAGACCCGCAAAUCAGACAACGCCAGAUCAAGACGGUAGUCGAAGUUUCCAACCGGGCUCUGAGAAAGGACACGGGCUUCGCCUUUAGUGUCCUGGAGCACAUAUUGUCGUCCUUUAUCAUCGUUCGACAACAAGAUUCCAGCUAUGCGGAUGCCGUCGAGGACUUGCACAGCUAUGCCACGAGCGAGUUAAGACGCUUGUCGUUGCAACAUGCCGACUAUUUUGUCACCUUCUACGACCAGCUACAAGCGAAAUUCUCGGAUCUAAUAAAUCAGAUCAGUGCCAGCGAGCGACUGCAGGUUGACCUGAAGUCUACGCUCUUCUCUGUCAUCCAACAUGCGACCGGGGUCGACUACACCCACCGUCAAGCGAAGCUCGAAGAGUUUCUCCAACCCAUUGCGGCAGCCUGGGCUGACCAGAACUUCCAGUCCGCUUUGGGCAGUCUGGAGUCCUUUGCUCAUUUUCAAGGGUUUGAUCAGAUUGGACCGUACCUCGCAUCUCUGGGAGCGGGCAAGAUUGAGGAUUGGUCUGCAGUUCCCUUCGACAAUCGUGGGGUGCAGAUUCAGAACGAAAUGUCGUCUGCCUACGCCAGGUUACCUCUUCGAGCCACGCGGAUUUUCUUAAGCAUAUCAACCGAGAGACUCGAGCAAGGUUCUCAGCUCCAUAAUAUGAUAUGCGACCUCUGGUCACCCAUGGUCCCAACCAUGCUGGAGUAUGUUCUCCGUCUUACGAGCUAUAAUCACCAAUUGCACAAUCCCUCAUCAUGGCCGAAUGUACCUCCUGAGCUCGAGGGUGUCGUUCGACGAGUUCUCCGAGACCGAUACUGGCAAUCGGGUAUCUCGUCCGGCUCCAUGGGUGAGUUUCACAGCAGGGUCAAGGCCUCCAGGUCCACGCUCGAGGGAUUUGCAUCAUCAGUGCGAGGGAAAAUACGUGGAUAUCUCGAACAGUGCUACAGCAUCCUCCAUACACUGGGCAGGCUAGGCACGACCUUCUACAGCAUGCAGCAACUCCCCGAGUUGAUCGCACAAGCCGCCAUUGACUCAGCAGUGCCUCUAAGUCCACAUCAUUUCGCGGUCAUGCUUCAGAUGCUGCCCAAGUUGAUUGACGAAUGCCCGCCGGGAAGUCGGCAACAUUUCCUGACUCCAAUAAUAUCGUCUGUCCUUGUGCAGAUGGACAUCAAGCUAUCAACCGAGUGGGAGAAGAUGAACCAGCGCAAGCAGAAUAAGCACGAUGAGGAGAACCUCAGCGACGAGAUGAGAGAUGACUCGGUGCUGCGGCAGACUACCUAUCGGGCGGUCAAUCUGGUUGCACACUGGUUGCAGCCGAGGCGCGAGCAGGAGCUGAGCUCGAAGAAGUCGAUUGUCAAUCGCAACUAUCUGACGGACGGCACCCAACAAACGAUGCGGGAUUUCUUACUCUCGCACGUACAUCUCCUAGAAAAGCUGCUUGUCCUCAUCAAUCAUGCGCUUGCGCUCAAGGAUAUGAAAUCGUCCUACCAGAUGCUCAUGACCGCCCACCGUCUUGUUCCAGAGUUUGCGUCCGACCGCUUUGUUAGUGGCGAGGAGGCCGCCGCCGUGCGCGAGUACAUCUCGACGGAUAUGCUCAAGACGGCCAUCACUUGCUUGAACGAUGGCUAUUUCGCCGACCAGCAGGUCUACUACGCCCAGCUGAUCGCGACGAUCUGGCUUUCGUACGGCUUGCCGAAUCACGUCCCCGCCACAGAAACCACGCCCGCUCACGAGCGUCCAUCGUUGACCCCGACGCCCCGGGACGUGAUUCUCAGCCUACCAGGCAUGACGGAGGCGAAGGUCAAUCACGCGUCUACAUUGCUUCUCAAGGAAGCAUCGCUGGGCAACCGGUCCAAGAGGCUCCGAGCCAUUAUACUCGCGCUGCUCGAGGGCGUCAGAGGGGUCCGGGUCAGCGAGCUCGGCAAGAUCGACACGAGACAGCAGCAGUCGAAGAUCCUGGAGAAGUACAAGCAACGAGAGAUGCUGAGCAUGCAGGGCGUGGAAGACGGGGGACAGAAAGUUGUUGGUGGUGGUGGUAUCGGGGACGACGGAGCUGAUUUGGCGGGAGUCGCGGAUAUGUUUGGAAGCUAG
This is a messenger RNA of Fonsecaea nubica, 3816 nucleotides long. RefSeq lists its product as hypothetical. The transcript has a single exon. Lineage: Eukaryota; Fungi; Ascomycota; Eurotiomycetes; Chaetothyriales; Herpotrichiellaceae. Gene Ontology annotation, molecular function: nuclear export signal receptor activity; RNA binding. Gene Ontology annotation, cellular component: cytoplasm; nucleus; RNA nuclear export complex. The record is from RefSeq and is a predicted model, not a curated record. Gene Ontology annotation, biological process: protein export from nucleus; RNA export from nucleus. Bases 1 to 3816 code for a protein of 1271 amino acids.